This is a messenger RNA of Dictyostelium purpureum, 927 nucleotides long. RefSeq lists its product as uncharacterized. Bases 1 to 927 code for a protein of 308 amino acids. The record is from RefSeq and is a predicted model, not a curated record. The transcript has a single exon. Lineage: Eukaryota; Evosea; Eumycetozoa; Dictyosteliales; Dictyosteliaceae.
AUGAGUGAAAUGGGAAUAGAAAUCCUAGCAUAUGAUCAUUCAAACUUAAAUAUCUAUCUUACAGUUCUCGAUAGAAAUGGUAUGAUCCCACCACACACAACCUCAAACGGAAAAUUUGAACUUAGAAUCACAGAGAACAAAAAUACAAAAAGUACCAAACCUAACCAACCUCAGGACAGUACGCCACACCAAGCUAAUCAAGCUAAUCAAGCUAAUCAAAUUAAUCCAAUUAAUCCAAUUAACCAAAUUAUUCAAAAUCAUCAGGACCUUCAAACUCACCAAGAACCUGACAAAGAAGACCCAACAGCUUUAGAAAAAACCGAAGAGAAAACACAUCGACAAACUAUAAUGGAUGACUUCUUCAAAGAAAUGGACGAGCAGGAAGAUGAACCAUCCAACACUAGAAUUGACCUAACAAUCGGAGACAAAAACGAAUUAGCAGAGGCUCAAGAACAAAAACCUAUCGAGGAAGUAGAGGAAGUAGAGGUAGAGGAAGUAGAGGAAAUAGAGAAAGUAGAGGAGGUAGAAGAGCCAAUAAUCGAAAUAGAGGAAAUAGAGGAAAUAGAAGAGCCAAUGAUUGAAAAGGAGGACAUCGAAAACUUCAGUCAACAAAUAAUUCUAUUAGAAACACCAGCAAAUUCUCAAAUAGACCUCAUAAAAGAAGAAUCACCAGUUAAAGAAAUCAUAAACAAAUCUAAUGAUGAAUAUAACAAAUCAAUGGAGAAACCACCAACAAAAAUAAAAAGGUUAGCAACAUUAAAAUCAACUGGAAUAAUCCCAACCAAUAAUGGAAAGGUUAUAAAUUUCAACAAUCCAACACCACCAAAAUUACCACAAAACCAUUGCUGCCCCCAAAGAAAAAAAAUCAUCACAACUGAAGAAAAGGUUAAGGAGUUUAAUCUAAAACUCCAAAGCAAACAAAAAUAA